CUAAAUAGAGUCAAACUUCAGUUACUGAAAUGGAAAAUAACAGUAUAGCUAGCCAUUUUUAAGAAUAAAGGAAGAUAUCUCCAAGUAUUGUACCUUUUAAAGUAUGUUCCUCCUUUUUUCCCCCCCCCCCCCCCUUUUCUCUCCAGACUUUAUAUUCAGAGCACCCAUCAAAUUAAGCAAACCAGGGGAACUGCGUGAGGAAUAUGAAAGCCAGCUGAAGAAGUUGAGAGAAGAAAAAUUACAAGAGGAGAAAACUUCAGAGGAUCUGAUCCACAAGCUAAUUCUGGAAGACAUGGAAGUGGGAAAAAGAAAAAUGGAAGAGCAAAAAAAAGAGGAACCACUGAUGCUUAAAAUGAAUCAGGAAUGCUUUCCUGAACGACUCUCGGACUCGGAGAAUGAGGAACCUUUCCAGGGCAAACAAAUGCAUCGGUCAGCUUUUGUGUCCAAGGGCAGCGCUUAUUCCUUUCCUUUCUUUUCAGGGAGCCUCACCUCCAAGGUGGAGAGGAGUCAGAGCUGCAACGACACCCUCCAAGAUCGAUCAAAGAGCAGGCAGCGGGCAGCUCCAGCCAGCAAAACAAAGGUCAUGUCGGCAACCAGUACAUCCACGCCUAUCGGAGUACUGUUAUCCACCCAAAACAAUCGCUGCCUCUCCGCUCCCGAUCUGACUGCAGAGAAACGUCUGACUUUCAACUCGGCUUCCUCGCUGUCCACACUGCACAAACCGGAGCGCUCCAUCAGCCCCGAGAGCAACGACAGCAUCUCGGAGGAGCUCAAUCAUUUCAAACCCAUCGUCUGCUCGCCGUGCACCCCUCCAAAGCGACUUCCUGAUGGCCGCGUCCUGAGUCCUUUGAUCAUUAAGUCAACUCCAAGGAACCUCAGCCGGAGCCUGCAGAAACCAACCACCUAUGAAGCAAGCCCCAGGAUCCUGAAAAAAUGGGAGCAGAUCUUUCAGGAGCGCCAGAUCAAAAAGACUCUCUCUAAAGCCACCCUGACAUCUCUGGCUUCAGAGACCGGGGAGGACUUCCUGGUCCCUGAUAUUGCAAACUCCCUUCAUUCCAGCAAAGAGCACCCACGAAUGUUAAAUGAUCAAGUCCCCCCUGACACCGCCACAGACAGUAACAUGGAGAUAGAUUAUUCCCCCUCUAUCAGCAAAGGCAAGCCAGAAGGGGCUAGUGACAAGAAAAGAGGUUCACAGACCUUAACAGUAGACAACAGUUCCUGUGAACCUAACACAAGAACAAACAGAGCCUCUCUGAAUGCUCAAGACACGGUCGAUGUCAAAGCAAAUUCCUACACGGACAAAUCUUGUCUUAGCGUUGGCGCAAAAAUAAUGACCAGAAGAAUCAUUGGAGCCAACCCAGCACCACCAGACAGUAGCCCAGGGGGAGUUCUGGUCAAGACGGCAGGGAAAAAGCAGCUGAAAUACCUGAACAAUAGUGAAUUAAUUAAUGUGCAGAAUGGUACCUGCAACUCUGUUGAAAAUGUCAGCAGUGAACAGCCCCCUUCGCUGCGCCGGGGCCGGAAGAGAUGUUGUAAAACAAAGCACUUGGAACAGAAUGGGUCUGUUAAAAGACUGAGGCAGACAGCUGGCGAGAUGGGCUUGGCCGUCGACAAUCCCCUGGUGAGGGAGAUGGAGCAGAAAUUGCAACAGGAGGAGGAGGACCGGCGGCUGGCUUUGCAGCUGCAGCAAAUUUUUGACAGCGAGAACAGGACAGUGGAUAGGAGGAAAGGAAGAGUGGAUCAGUAUCUCUUGCGGUCAAAGAGCACUACGGGUGCGAAGUAGCACUUAGCGGACGAUGUUGCCUUUUCUAGAGGACAUGAGGUUUUGAAAAAGCCUAUAGGAAAAAACUAUUUUCUUAUCAUACUUCCACCUGCAAAAUUGUUUCUCAUUUUUAAUGGUAAAACACUUGAGGUCCAGUUCAAGUAGAAGCUGGGGUCCUUGCAAGUUACACACGCACACACUCAUCUGCCUUGUAUAUUCCCUCAGUCUAGAAGAGAAGUCUUGAUCUCACCAUGCACACACUGAAAUGCACUUAAAUGUGGUCGCUGACAUUUCUAAGUUAAGACUAAAAGCGGGCAUUUUUUUACUAAAGCCAUGACACCAGCAGUUUCUGAGCGAGCGGUAAGAACAUAGAAAAUAAGGUGAAAGAGACCUCAAGAGGUCACAUCUAGAUUCAUAGAUCUAGUCCAACCCCUGCUCAAAGCAGGACCAGCCCCAACUACAUCAUCCCAGCCAAGGCUUUGUCUACCCGGGUCUUGAAAGCCUCCAAGGAUGGAGAUGCCACCAUCUCUCUAGAUACAUCUCUUCACCUCCUGUACCUUGGCAGCUUCUCUCCUCGUGUGGUAAUGAAUGGCUUGCCUUCCUGGGAUCAAAGAAAUUGGUUUUAUUUUCCCCUUUCCACAGUGUAACUACAAGGACCCUGAAGCUCCAUGCUACUUUGAACCAGAUGUUUUGGUUUUGGUUUUGGUUUUGUUUUUUAAAAAGAGAAGAAAAAGAAAUAAGAAAUCUUAUAUUUUAAUGGAUGAAAUUUAUAUAUUUUAAAUACUAUAUUUCAACAGAUCGACACUUUUUCGUUUUGAGAAAUCUUGUAGCAAUGAUGACAUAAUAUAUUAUCGCAUUAACACACCAACUGCUGGAUGUUCAAAUGGUAUGCGAAGUCAGGAAAAGGGUGCUGGGUCUCCGCACGCGACUAUACCCGGAUGGCUGCCACACGCGGGUUCGGUACGGUCUGACCCUCUUUGGAGAGAGAAUUCUGCCCUCAGUUACGCGCUUGCAACCUCACCGGGCCAAGCGCACUGCUGACUGAAGCAGGCACAAAUUCAUUCACUCGAAGGGAGUUGAGCUUGCUGAAGCCAACAGUGGAUGUCAAGGACGUUGGCUAGUCAUUGACUUAGUCGAAGUCAGUCGGGUGGGGUGGAUGUGAAUAACUGAGGGUUGAAUUUGGCCCCUUCUAGUGCUUAAGAACAGCAGGAUAAUUUAAGGACAGAAUUGCUUCUUUUUUUUAUGUACCCUUCAUUCCCUUGUUCUAAGAGCUAAAACUUUUUGUACUAUCCAGACGUUCUGGGUUUAUUUUAUUUCGAUUUUCUUACCCCCAGUUAAUGCCUUGAAACUUGAACCCGGCUUCCUCAGUCAGUCCCCAUCCUUUCUCAGCGUGCUCAUGAUGGUGUCUUCUAGCGCUGGCUUUGCUGAGAGAGCCUGGUGUGGGUUUUACAAAUCGAGUGCAUGUCUUCUGGGAAUGAGAUUUUGGGGGUCCUGCCCACCAGGCCAGUGUCCUUUUUUUGGAUUGUUUUUGAACACUUUUUUUAAAUAUGGGGGAGGGGGGGAGGGCAUUGUGUGUUUAAUCUCUUUUUGUACAAAAUCUGAGUCUCAGUGGAUGUGUAAGAGGCACUGUCUAGGGCAAAAAAGUUCCUUGAGCCAAAGCUCUGUGGAAGAAAAUAAUGCUUGAAUGUCUGUUAUGUGCUCUGUUCUCUAUGGGUUGCUCACACAAAAGGUCUGUCUCGAUAGCAAAGCUGCCACUGAUUCAGUAGAUACAGCUCUGGACCCUGCUAGGCCCUUCUGACGGUGUUGGUCCGUUGCAUCCAUAUUUAUUUAAGGGGGCCUUUGGUUUCUGUGUGCACGUAUAGAAUAAUUGCAGGUCUGAAAAGACCUUGUUCCUUUUUGAAAAGCUGGUCACUGCCCGGAUGCAGCAGCAUCUUCCAAUGUGGUGGUGGGGCUGGCUCGAGGGGGUGCUUAUUCACAAAGCAUUGCGCUAGUUUUGCAGUCCAGUAAUGCAACCUUUCUGUGAAACACAAGUGCAGUCCUUAAAAUUAUCCUCGCCAUCUCAUUGCUUCAUGAAGACGGGCCCCAGUCAGUCACCCUCCAGUUCCAGAGCGCAGCCCAAAUCCUGCUCCCUUCAAAGUUAGCGAGAGCAUGACCGGACCCCUGCAGCCUGCCCCUGCGUCCUGCGAAGGUGCUGGGCAUCUUUCCACUGAUGUGCUGGUGCAGAUUGCAGGAGGAGAGGCCGAAGACUGAAGAGGCGAUUUUAAGAUACGAUCUAAGGGAAUGUAUUUAUUCAUUUAACACUGUCCUGAAGGAGAACAAGGCUUUUAUUACUAAAAAGCUUGUGUUUAAAAAGACGUACUUUAUGUAACCUCACUUAAAAGAAGAGAAGUUCCCAGCCCCUCUCGCACGCUAACAGUCAAAUGCACACUCCCUUUGUCGCAAGGAGAAAUACCGGUCAAAUAACAGCUCGCACUGAGACACCAGAACUGUGGAUGCUGUUCAGGAUCUCCACAUUUUGCGGAGGCACUAGAGCAAAACCAAGUAUUUAUUUAAAAUGGAUGUAUUUGGAAAUCAUCGUUAAUCUUCCUCCUUUUCUGAUACCAAGUUCUCUGAGGGAUGCAGCACAAUCCCUCUGGUCUGCCAGAAGGCGCAGGCACGUGUCUGAGAUCUCGGACACCUUCCCCCACCUUCCUGCCUUUCUGGAAGACUAACUAGCAAGCAGUUGCCCUGGCUCGUAGCACUUCCGUGUGACCAGAAGGGGCUUGAGAUUUUGUGUCAUAGCUGAAUGACUGAAUCUGCCAAAGAUGCCACGUGACUGAACAGUUGCUCUGAAUCUAUGGCAUUCCCUCCGUCGGAGGGGGAAUAAGUAUCGCCAUGCUUUCCUGGGGUCAGCGAUGACAGAUGUCAAUCAGUAAGCAAAUGAAGGAAAAGUGCCAAAAGAAUGGAUUGCGCAAGAUGAUUGUAUAAUGCUGUCCUAUAUUGUCAGUAUUUCUUUUCUUCAAACGAUAUUGUACAUGCAGUAUGCAGUAGUCAAUGACGUAGAGCUUGAACAAGUGCUUUGUAUUUUAUCAUUGAAAGCAAGGGGGAGGUAGAAGCCUUAAAGACUAUAACUGAUCUUAAAAACAGGCCUUUAGCAAUGCUUCAAGGAUAGCCCUCCUGGGCUCUCAGCUGGACUUCCGGGAUCUCUUUGCCAUCUUGUAGUUAUUCAGUGAAAGGCUGACAAGGAGCUUGUCCUGUGCACUUGGGAAGCAUCUCAUCCAAACCCAUCCUCUCUGAUUUUUCAAGAGAGAAAGCGGAAGACCAUUCCUUGUACAACUCUUGGAGGUGGACAGGAAGGCCCAGAAGAUCACUGUGAUGUAGAUCUAUGGGAUCUUUUGUAGAUCUUCGCAAUUAGGCGAAAACUGGGAUGCAUCCGUUACUGGGACGGUAGCUCAGAAGCAGGAACGAUCGCUCUAUGUGCUGUUUGAUGCAAACCUGUUUCUUCCCUGUAUCUUUCACCCACCGCAAAGGAUCAAACAGAUAUAGAAUUAGCUCUUCACUAUGCAAAGAAAAAAAAAAAUCUUUAACUGAUUACAAAUAAUGGGCUUUUGUGUAUGCCUGGUUUUCUGGUGUUUCCUGUCAAACUGUUGAAAACAAAUCUAGAUGUUGCUACCUUUUUUCCACUAUGCUUUAAAUUGUUGUGCUUUGGUGUGUCCUCACCUUACAACUCAAACAGCAGUGCAACAAAAGACUGUGGUCAUUCUGGGUCUCAACAUUAUAAAGUAAAUCAGCGGUUACUGAAAGAUCAUUUACUUGCAUGUGUAUAAUACGCGGGUACGAUAACAUGCGGGGUUCUUUCGUAUUGUGGCUUGUUAUUCCAAGCAGAGUUAUACCAUGGUCGUGAAAAACUGUCACAACAUAGAAAUGUGCCAAUCGUACAAAUACCUUGUGCAUUUUAACAGCAGAAAAGAGGGCUCUAACCACAGGAUAAAGGCGGAGGUUAACAUAGAAUAAAAACCAGGUUCUUAAGGUGAA
Molecule: messenger RNA, 5776 nt
Organism: Alligator sinensis (Chinese alligator)
Lineage: Eukaryota; Metazoa; Chordata; Crocodylia; Alligatoridae
Gene: RNF169
Product: ring finger protein 169
Exons: 6
Coding region: 104-1783 (559 amino acids)
Biological process (GO): double-strand break repair
Cellular component (GO): site of double-strand break; nucleus
Molecular function (GO): ubiquitin-protein transferase activity; nucleosome binding
Source: RefSeq, a predicted model, not a curated record